AAAAGACGCAGAAGAAGAAGAAGACGGAUUUCUUAAAUUAGACUAUAUUAGUAAACUUCAGCGUCUCUUUUUUGCAGCAGGAAGAGUUUGUUUAUUUGUUUAUUUGUUUAUUUUUUUCCUUAAAAAGAUGAUAACAUUUCUAGCAAAGCGCACGAGGAAGAGCCGAGUCUGAUCUUUAAUGUCUCGUUAAUGAGAUUAUUCCCGAGAUGAAAUUUGGAUCUUGAUGAAAAUGAAGCGUAACUAAUAAUAAUAAUAAUGAUGAUGAUGAUGAUGAUGAUGAUGAAGGAGAGAGAGGAGUGCUGCUGUAAUGUCACAUGUGGAUUCAGACUUUACACUCUGCAGCACAGAAGUAAAGCCUAAUAAACAUCAUUUCUGACCUGGCUGUGUGGUCAUUCCACUUCCGGGUGUGUGUGCACGCGCUGCGCGGCUCUGCCAUGCUGACCUCGAGGAACACCGGUCCGAAAAGGCCGAGGCUGGACUGGAGGUUCGUCCAGAGGUUCUGGAGGAUUUUCAGAGUGCUUUUCCCGAGCUGCUGCAGUCAGAAUGUGGUGAUGUACGGGACGCUGCUCGGAGUCACUCUCUUAGUUCAGCUGGUGAUUUAUCAGGUGGGUCUGAUCCCCAGUCAGUUCUACAGCGUGUUGUCGGAGAAGAACUACGGCAAGUUUAAGGAGCUGGUGGCGUUUUCCAUCCUGCUCAUCGUCCUCAACGCCGCACUGAAGAGUCUGGAGCAGUACAUCAGCAAUCUCCUGUACAUCGGCUGGAGGAGAUGUCUAACGCAGAACCUGCAUGGAGAUUACUUCAGCGGACGAGUUUACUACACCCUCAACAUGCUCCAGAAAGACAUCGAUAACCCAGACCAGAGAAUGACUCAGGACACUGAGAGGUUGUGUAAGCAGUUGAGCAGUAUGGCGAGUCGACUGGUCAUUUCCCCAUUCACCAUCUCCUACUACUCCUACCAGUGCUUUAAAAUCACUGGAUGGAUCGGAUUCGUCAGCAUCCUUGGCUUCUUCCUGGUCGGCACACUGGCCAACAAGCUCCUGAUUGGCCCCAUCGUGUCCACUCUGGUCGAACAGGAAAAGCUGGAAGGAAACUUCAGAUUUAAGCACAUGCAGAUCAGAGUUAACGCAGAAUCAGCAGCUUUCUACAGAGCGGGGAAGGUGGAACACAUGCGGACGGACCACAGGCUUCAGAGUCUCCUGCACACACAGAGGAAGCUGAUCGACAGGGAGUUCCUGCUCUAUAUUGGCGUAAACACGUUCGACUACCUGGGAAGCAUCCUCAGCUACAUCAUCAUCGCCAUACCCAUCUUUGCGGGCGUGUACGACGGUUUGACCCCGGGAGAGAUCAGCGCUCUCGUCAGCAAGAAUGCCUUUGUGUGCAUAUACCUGAUUAAUUGUUUCACGCAGCUUAUAGAUCUUUCCACGACAGUCUCGGAUGUUGCAGGUUACACCCACAGAAUUGGAGAGCUCCAGGAAGUGAUGAAGGACAUCAACAGGAAACAGUGUGAUGAAGACUGGGAUUCAGCAGGGAUGGGUAACUUUGACAGGGAUGGAGGCACUUCACCAGGUUCCAGCGACGCCGCGAUCGUCCUGAAUGAGCUUUCCUUUACUUCUCCGGUCUCUGAGGAUCUGCUGGUGAAGGACUUGAGUCUCAGGGUCUGUGAGGGGACACACCUGCUGGUGGUGGGAAACACAGGCACUGGGAAAACCUCUCUCCUCAGGGUCCUCAACCUUCUGUGGGAACCUGCUAAAGGUUCUGUUCAGGUGAACGCGUCUUUUGGGCCGAGGGGAAUAAUGUUUCUGCCCCAGAAACCCUUCCUGACUGACGGUACACUUCGAGAACAGGUGAUCUUCCCUCUGAAGGACCUCUAUCCAGUCACAGGUUCUGUAGACGAUGAGAGAAUUUUGCGAUACCUGGAGCUGGCUGGGAUGUCCAGUCUUUUGAAGAGAACCGGAGGUCUGGAUGAGAACGUGGACUGGAACUGGUAUGAUGCGUUAUCCCCGGGAGAGAUGCAGAGACUGUGCUUUGCGAGGUUGUUCUACCUACAGCCGAAAUACGCAGUGCUGGAUGAAGCCACCAGCGCUCUGACUGAAGAAGCUGAGGAGCAGAUGUACACAGCUUGUAAACAGCUGGGCAUGACUCUGAUUAGCCUGGGUCACCGCAGCAGCCUGAAGAAGUAUCAUGAUGUCAUGCUGAGGCUGUGUGGAGGCGGUCAGUGGGAACUCUGUAAAUUGGAUUCGAGGUGAAAAUCCAGACAAAAUAAGUUUUAUCCCCCAUUAUUAGAGGGGGAAAGUGCCAUCUUUUAUUUCUGGUGCCAGAGAAAUUGUAUGUAUCAUUUGUGCCUGAAACACUGAUAUCAGGCGAGGAACUCCAGACCUGGGACCCUGGGAUUGUCCUGAUUUCUGAUAAAUGUUUCAUUUCUGGAAAUGACAGCAGGUUUCUUUCUCUGCAUUUCAUGUUUUAAGAGAAUUAUUUUCAAUCUUACAACUCACUAAACAUCUGAUUUAAAUAUUAUUAAAUAUAAUUUGUAUACAAGUGUUAACUUGAAUCCAGGAAAAUACAUCGUACAUUUUAUCGUACUACUGAAUAAGCUACUAUUUUUGAUUCAGCUGUUUAUUUCAGAAUGAACAUUUAAGUGUACAAUAUUAAAAUCUUUUGUAUUCCACUUCUUCAACGAUGCAAAAUGUGCAAUGGUAAUUAAAU
This is a messenger RNA of Hemibagrus wyckioides, 2703 nucleotides long. RefSeq names its product ATP-binding cassette, sub-family D (ALD), member 4 (gene abcd4). Gene Ontology annotation, biological process: long-chain fatty acid import into peroxisome; very long-chain fatty acid catabolic process; fatty acid beta-oxidation. Gene Ontology annotation, cellular component: peroxisomal membrane. The coding region runs from base 435 to 2246 and encodes 603 amino acids. NCBI's taxonomy places the organism in Eukaryota, Metazoa, Chordata, Actinopteri, Siluriformes, Bagridae. The transcript is spliced from 19 exons. Gene Ontology annotation, molecular function: ATP hydrolysis activity; long-chain fatty acid transmembrane transporter activity; ATP binding. The record is from RefSeq and is a predicted model, not a curated record.